This is a messenger RNA of Bactrocera oleae (olive fruit fly), 1350 nucleotides long. Its product is annotated as rab-like protein 3. The record is from RefSeq and is a predicted model, not a curated record. Gene Ontology annotation, biological process: intracellular protein transport. Gene Ontology annotation, molecular function: GTPase activity. Gene Ontology annotation, cellular component: endomembrane system. NCBI's taxonomy places the organism in Eukaryota, Metazoa, Arthropoda, Insecta, Diptera, Tephritidae.
GGACUCUUUUUGACCGUGUGAAUGCCCAGAGCGACACCAAAAGAAAAUUUGAAAAACAUCCGACUCUUUUGCAUCCCAAUGUGAAACGGCACUAAGCGGUUAUUCCUUUUCUUAUUUUUAUUGAAAAAAGUAAAACAUUCAAUAGUUGAAUUUUGUGCAUAAAUCAAAUGCUGCUUCGAUUUCAAACAAUUUUCAUUUACCUAAAUACUCGCACCAGAGCAACUAUUCGAAGAGUGGCAAUGUUACGUUAAGAUCUCAGACAUGAAAUUUAGUCGUCAAGAAGAAUUUGCAGGAAAUAUUAUAUGUACUUUUCGGUCAAUUAAAAAAAAUUAUAUUGAGUUAGAAAGUAUUUACUGAAAGUAUUAAAUCACAUUUGGUUGGAUCAAAACAUCAACAGUAAUGCACGAUUACAGCAAUCAGAGCGAAUUCAUCUAUUUUUAUAUGCCUUUAUAGCAAAAGAACAGCUGAUUAUGUUUUCAUUCGCCAUAUAUGAUUAAAACAAACCCAUGCAUAAGUAUUUUGAAAUCAAAACCUAUAUAUAUUUUCACGAAUGGUGAUGGCCACUAACAUUGAAAAAGCCAGAGUGCUUAUAGUAGGAGAUUCGGGAGUUGGAAAAACAUGUUUAACACACCUGAUAGCACACAGUGAAUCAUUAACACGGCCAGGAUGGACUGUCGGAUGCAAUAUAGAAGUCAAGUUACACGAAUAUAAGGAAGGGACCCCACAGCAAAAAACCUAUUUUAUUGAACUGUUCGAUAUUGGUGGGUCCUUAAGUCAUAGAAAUACGCGAGGUGUAUUUUAUACAUCUUUGCAUGGAAUUAUUCUAGUUCAUGACUUAACAAAUCGCAAAAGUCAAGAGAAUCUACGGGAUUGGCUUUUUGAAAUCCUUAAUAAAGAUGGAAAAGAUAUUAAAAAUUUUAGUUGUGAUAAUACAUUUGAUCCAGAGCAAUUUUUAGGAUCGACACAACUUCCCAUGAUAGUAGUUGGUGCAAAGCUAGACCUAUUAGAGGAAAAACGGAAAUCAAACCAACUUCAAAAAAUUGGUUCGAUCGCAGAGCAGUGUGGUUCGGAAGAAAUAUGGUUAAAUUGUAGAGAUUCUCGUAGUUUCGCUGCGGGAACAACCGAUGCCGUCAAAUUAUCUCGUUUUUUUGAUCGUGUAAUAGAGAAGAAAAAUCAUUCUCGCGACCUGCUCAAUGCAUCCACAGAUAGAAGAAAACAUACAAGCAUGGAAGUUGGGAAUAGAAUAAGCUCGCAAUUUACUUGAUUAAAAAACACCAAGAAUGUAUUGUAUGAAUAUUUAUGUAAAUGUUUUUUGCUAUAUCCUAAAUAAAAGGUAUAUAGAAUAGUCCA